Messenger RNA from Sardina pilchardus (European sardine), 1660 nucleotides. RefSeq names its product synaptophysin-like 2b (gene sypl2b). The transcript has 6 exons. Lineage: Eukaryota; Metazoa; Chordata; Actinopteri; Clupeiformes; Clupeidae. The record is from RefSeq and is a predicted model, not a curated record. Gene Ontology annotation, cellular component: synaptic vesicle; synaptic vesicle membrane. Bases 142 to 891 code for a protein of 249 amino acids.
AGAAUCACGUGUGAAACAAGUUUCUAAGAAAAAAAGUUUGACAAGUCUACAGUGCAGGCAGUUGAAGACCACCCCCCGAAAAGAGUAGUAAAAUCAAAAGAAGGUUUACUACCGUGGUUAAACUUCAACAGCAACAGCAAAAUGGAGGGGAUUACUCAGAAAGUCAUGACAGCCUUCAGUCUUGAUAUUGGACCUUUGAAGGAACCACUGGGGUUUAUUCGAGUUCUCGAGACGAUUUUUUCCAUAUUUGCAUUUGCAACGACUGGCGGCUAUUCUGGAGAGUCCAGCAUUAAUGUGAAGUGCCCAGGGGACACCGUGGGGAAGGAGGUUGUCGCCAAAUUUGCCUACCCCUUCAGGCUGAUGAGCCAGCCAUACUCUGUCCCAUCCUGCUCGAAUGCCACUGCCACCGCCGACAUUCAAUAUUACCUGACAGGAAACUACUCCUCCUCUGCUGAGUUCUUUGUCUGCAUUGGAGUAUUUGCCUUCCUCUACAGUGUAGCUUCCCUGGUCAUCUACCUUGGCUAUCAGCAGCUGUAUAGAGAGACAAGCCGUGGCCCAAUUGUGGACUUGCUGGUGACUGGUGCAUUUGCUUUCCUGUGGCUGGUGUGUUCUUCUGCUUGGGGCAAGGGCCUCACUGAUGUCAAGUAUGCCACCAGUCCGUCUACUCUGGUCAACGUCCCCACUGUAUGCAAGACAGGUGCCUCCUGUAUACAAGGUGCCAUCCCCCACAUGGGACGCCUCAAUGCCUCAGUGACCUUUGGCUUUCUUAACCUCAUCCUAUGGGCUGGAAACUGCUGGUUCAUCUUCAAAGAAACACCCUUCCACAAGCCAACUGCAGCGCCCCCUGCUGCUGACCCAGAGGCAGGAGAGCAACCUUUCCCUGGACGGUAGAAAUAUUUAUUAUGUCAGGUGAAAUAAAAUGGCUUAUAUUGGCAAUACCUAUCAAUUUUAUGUCAGAUGUGAGAACGUUCUGUCGAAGGACUUGUUGUUAGAUUGGUUUCCUGAACGUACUUAAAGUUAAAAUGUCAGAUUCAAGCAAAAAUGUUUUUGCUUUAAAGUGAUUUUUUUUAAAAACAAGUCACUCCGAUAUACACCUCGUUUUUUUGUUCUUCACAUGCUAUUUUGUGUGUCACUUUGGUGAAUUGGCAUAUUAAAAAGCUGAACUGUAUUGUAUGCAAAAUGUCCGUUAUUGUCAUCUCACAUCUGUCAUCUGUAAAAAAAAAUGGGUUUUAUUUUCGAUAGAAACUCUGUUACGAUCUCAGAUUGUCAUCACACUACAUUAUACAGUAUAUUGUGUUUGUAGACUAGUAAUACAUUUGGAUUGUGCUGAAGUAAAGUUAUGUUAUUCUAAAACGUAGACAGUGAUUGCCUUAUUUUUUUUACUGUUUAUGCUCUCGGCACUUAUUCGUGAAGACGGGCAGAGGGGUGUUUAAUUAGGUUUUUUUUUUUUAUCUGUUUUGGUUAUGUGUUAUUAACAUUUUGCUGAAAAUUAACAUGGAUUUCUAAUAAAAGCGUUAAAAUGAAAGCACUGCUUUUUUGCUUGUGAAGACUUUGCAGAACUGCAAUAUUACGUUGUCUUGUAACAUUGUUAUCAAGUUGCAUUGUAUAUUGUGCAUUGUUGACAUUGCUAUUAUGUAAUAAUAAAUAAUGUUAACAUUGA